Molecule: messenger RNA, 9232 nt
Organism: Varanus komodoensis (Komodo dragon)
Lineage: Eukaryota; Metazoa; Chordata; Lepidosauria; Squamata; Varanidae
Gene: NR2C2
Product: nuclear receptor subfamily 2 group C member 2
Exons: 15
Coding region: 407-2296 (629 amino acids)
Biological process (GO): anatomical structure development; positive regulation of embryonic development; positive regulation of transcription by RNA polymerase II
Molecular function (GO): nuclear receptor activity; zinc ion binding; RNA polymerase II cis-regulatory region sequence-specific DNA binding
Source: RefSeq, a predicted model, not a curated record
CCCUGCUACGGCCCCGCCUCAUUAGGCGGAGGGGGGUGGGGAAGAGAUGGAGGGGGCCGCUGCCGGCGUAAUGCUAGGAAGAGGAAACGGGGCGACGCUCCCAGGCGGCCACGGCGGCGACUGCUGCACUUGGCAGGGUCACGAACUCUGACCUUUCACCAGGAGCGCCAACCUUUCCCCCCUUCUUCCCAAACAAACAGUCACAUCCCCGCCGCCUCCCCCGCCUCCGUGCGGAAUACUUUAACCCCUUGGGCGCCGCUCCUCCACCUCCCUCUUCCCCGGUUCUUGCCGGGCGCGGUGGGGGAGGGAAGGACCCAAUCCAGGCCCGGCUGGAGCGCUCCGAAGUGGCCACCGCCGGGUUCGCUUGGCGCCAAGUCCCGAGGUUGUCUAAUGAUCUUCCUUCACCAUGACAACCAAUAUGGAGGUGCUGGCUCAGCAGAUAGUGGAGACACAGCAGGUGGCUGAGGUACAAACUGUACAGACAACAUUAUCUGAAUCUCCAGUGAUGACCAGCCCUUCCCAACGCAUCCAGAUCAUCUCCACAGAUUCAUCUGUAGCUUCACCACAGCGCAUUCAGAUUGUCACAGAUCAGCAAACAGGGCAGAAAAUCCAAAUAGUGACAGCAGUGGACUCCUCGGUAUCACCCAAGCAGCAAUUUAUAUUGGCAAGUCCAGAUGGAACAGGAACAGGGAAAGUGAUACUGGCUACACCUGAGUCUUCUAAUGCCAAGCAACUGAUCUUUACCACCACAGAUAACAUUGUGCCAGGCAGAAUACAGAUUGUGACAGACUCUGCCUCUGUGGAACGUUUGUUAGCUAAAACUGAUGUCCAGCGGCCACAAGUAGUAGAAUAUUGUGUUGUCUGUGGAGACAAAGCAUCAGGUCGUCACUAUGGUGCUGUCAGUUGUGAGGGAUGCAAAGGCUUCUUUAAAAGGAGUGUGAGGAAAAAUCUGACCUAUAGUUGCCGUAGCAACCAGGACUGUAUCAUCAAUAAACACCAUCGGAAUCGCUGCCAGUUUUGUCGGCUAAAAAAAUGCCUCGAGAUGGGGAUGAAAAUGGAAUCUGUCCAGAGCGAAAGGAAGCCUUUUGAUGUGCAGCGUGAGAAACCAACCAACUGUGCUGCUUCAACAGAAAAAAUCUAUAUCAGAAAGGACUUAAGAAGCCCUCUAAUAGCAACCCCAACCUUUGUAGCAGAUAAAGAUGGGACCAGAUCAACUGGCCUUCUUGAUUCAGGGAUGCUUGUGAAUAUUCAGCAGCCUCUAAUACGAGAUGAUGGUACAGUGCUUCUGGCUACAGAUUCUAAGGCAGAGACAAGCCAAGGUGCUUUGGGAACAUUAGCAAAUGUCGUAACCUCACUUGCCAGCCUCAACGAGUCACUUAAUAAUGGAGAAACUUCUGAAAUCCAACAAGAAGACCAAUCUGCGAGUGAGAUCACUCGGGCAUUUGAUACUUUGGCUAAGGCACUGAACACCACAGAUGGUACAUCAGCUCAGAAUCUGGCAGAUGGAAUGGAUCCCACAAGUGGUGGCAAUAUUCAUGUGAUCAGUAGGGAUCAGUCUACACCAAUUAUUGAAGUUGAAGGACCCCUUCUUACAGAUACUCACGUGACAUUUAAGUUAACAAUGCCUAGUCCAAUGCCAGAAUACCUAAAUGUGCAUUAUAUUUGUGAGUCAGCAUCCCGGUUACUUUUCCUUUCCAUGCACUGGGCUAGAUCUAUUCCUGCUUUUCAAGCACUAGGGCAGGACUGUAAUACAAGCCUUGUACGUGCCUGCUGGAAUGAACUGUUUACAUUAGGCCUUGCACAGUGUGCACAGGUGAUGAGCUUGUCAACUAUCCUGGCAGCUAUUGUCAAUCACCUGCAGAACAGCAUACAGGAAGAUAAACUUUCUGGAGACCGAAUAAAACAAGUGAUGGAACACAUCUGGAAACUUCAGGAGUUCUGCAACAGCAUGGCUAAACUUGAUAUUGAUGGAUAUGAAUAUGCUUACCUUAAAGCGAUAGUUCUCUUUAGUCCUGAUCAUCCUGGACUGACAAGUUCUAGCCAAAUAGAAAAAUUCCAGGAGAAAGCUCAGAUGGAAUUGCAAGACUAUGUUCAAAAAACAUAUCCAGAAGAUACUUACAGGCUAGCCCGGAUUCUAGUACGUCUGCCAGCACUUAGACUGAUGAGCUCUAGCAUUACUGAAGAACUCUUUUUUACUGGGCUCAUUGGAAAUGUUCCAAUUGACAGCAUCAUCCCGUACAUCCUGAAAAUGGAGACAGCAGAGUAUAAUGGCCAAAUAACAGGAUCUUCCGCAUAGAAGGGAUCGGCGCAUCUGAAUUGAACUGAGUGACUGUGAUUGGAUACUGUGUGCAAACAUUUCCAACAUGUUCCAUUUUAUUGUUAAGAUUAUUCUUGUCUGUAUUCAAAGACAAGUUUUUUAAGAAUGGUAACUUGUGCAAAAACAUUUUUUCUAGAACCCACUUUUAUCAGAAGAAAUAUGUUAUAGCCUUUUUUCUGAACAGGCUGCAGUGAAUUGCUGAACAGGCCAGGUCAUGCUUUUAAGAAAUUAUCAAUGAGCAAAAAUAGAUUCUAUAAUGCUAGAAUAUUAAUUAGAAAGUACUAAUUUUUUUUAAAAAAAUGGAUCCAAAGAACUCAAGUGGAAUUCUGCUCCUGCAGCAGGGCUCUCCUGGCCUUCCUGCUUGUUGCAGCCCGUCAUGCCCUCCCCCAGCAAAGCCACCCAUAAGGAUCGGAGGACCCUCAAGAACAACAUGCAGUUCAGCAUGAUGGGUUGCUACAGGCAGAGAGGGCUGGCAGCGCAUACAUCCUUGAAUAAGCAGAAAUGUGUUUUCCUUGCUGAAAGGGCUCUUUGAAUCCAAGGCUAUAUUUAUAUAUAGAUAUAUUUAAAUAUUUCAAAUUACUAUCUAAAUUACCACAAUAUAGUGAUUAUCAGCACUUUCAAAGCACUUCUUGUUAAAACUAUGGCAUUGUCUUGAUCUUGCUUGUAUAAGCAGGGUAAAUGACUAAUUUUAACUACAGACAUGCUAGUGAUUUCUAUGAAAACGUGAAGAGCUGUGGAAGACAAUCAUAUAUGCUAUGAAAUUGCAAUUAUAUGUCUUUAUUAGUAAUGAGAUUCUUUCAAGGAUAGUUCUAUACUAUUUGAAACUAAAUGUGGCUAAAUUAAUGUAAAUGUUUACAGCAUAAGUAAAACAUAAUGUUUAUGGCUCAGUUGUCAGCAUAAUAGGUGCUGUACAAGUUAUUCACUGGAAAACAACAUACUGAUUUCUUGACUUCGUAAUGAGAAACAAAUGAAAUUUUUAAGAGGUUCAGUACCAGCCUGGUGCUGUUUACUUAUGAAUCUGUAUCAUAAUUCCCUUUUUAUGAUGAUGCAAGUGUCAGUUUAAAUAACAACUUUAUCCCCUUUAGUAACUAUGUAUAUAUGCAUUAUAAUUUCAAACUCAUUUCUUCUCUCUGAAUUUCAAGAAGACUGAUUUUGGCAUAUCACCCGAUAGUACAGUACAGUGAUUACUGCAGAAUGUGAAGCUUGGCUUUGUUUUUAAGGGUCAAAACACUGCCUUAGGGUGCAGUCCUGUGGGGAUGCCCACAGGCCCAAGAAUGGGAGGCCAGCUGGCAUCCACUGGUUUUUACUUCCCCAUUCCUGCUCUGCAUUUUUGCUUGAUGGCUGCUUUCACUUGUUUAGGAAGGAAGGGGAACCUUUUUACAGACACAAUUCUGGGUGCAGUGGGACUAGUCCCAGAUAAGUAGAAAUAUGAUUGUAGCUUACAUGAUAAUUCUUCCAAUACAUUCUUAGGGGUAUCUAAAUAUAUUGCAUUUCCUACCUUUUCCUAUAGUUUGUCAUGAGAACUACUACUGGGGAAUUAAAAAUAUUAUUUGAUUUACAGUUUGUCUUCUACUUAAAUUCUAAAAUCAUUUGUACACAUCCAGUCAAUAAGAUUGUGCGUAUGGAUGUGUCUUGGAGCAAAAAGAAAUUUGAUGUUGCAGUCCUAAUUUAAAUUGUGUCUUAAUUAAAAAUAACAAAAGACCAAAUAGUGUGAAUGUUACAGUAGUUGUAUAGUAGCAGCACUUCAUAGAAGUAGGGUUGAGUGAGUACCACAAUGACGAAACCCCAUUUUGAAGAACACUUAUAAAAACUAAAAAUCAGUGCAGCCAAAAUUCUAUCUUUGAAAAUAUCUUUUUAAAAAGCUGUAACUAUUUGUUGUAAAAGGAAAAUACAUUUUAAGGAGCUGAAUUUGUUAAAAUCUGCAAAAAACAUAUUGCAUAUGUAGGUUUUGUUGUGCUAUUUUAUGGUUUUAUUUUUUAAUACUGGGUUUUGUUUGACCCAGUGGUUUGAUGGUAUGAAAAUGAAAUAUAAUCAAAUAUUUUAGAAAGGUAUUUAAAGUCAAGACUUUAGUAUGCACUUUUAAUAAAGAGAUAUGUAAUUUGAAUAAUAUCUUAAAACUAAAAUAGGCCAGUGUAGAGACCUAAAAUAAUUUCAUGGAAGACUUAGAUAAGAAUUUGCAUUUUCAAGUGCAGGCUGCAUUUACAUAGCUUAAUCUUUAAACUGCUUGAGGGUGCAAUUUAUGCAUGUUUAGACAGAAAAACAAGUCCUACAACUGGCUGGGGCAUGUUGGGAGUUAUAGGAUUUUUUUCUGUCUAAACAUACAUAGGAUUACACCCCCAAUUAAUUGAGCUCUGCUGACUUUAGUGGAACUAAACUAGUUUAGAUAAUUUACUCCAGUUAGUUUUGGAUUAUUUUAAAAUAUUCUUAACUCAGAGCAUUUAACGGCUGACAUGGAGUAUUUCUGUGUUAAUAUUUGCUCAUAAUGCAUUUGUGUGUCAUUCCCUUGUUACUCGUUUCCUAUCUAACCUAGCUUGCAUCCAAUUAAUUAAAAUAAAGUUUCUGAAAUUGUUCACUGCUGCAGAAAUAAGGAAUGGUGGAUUGUACAUCUAGGAGAUGCUCAGAGAUUUCAGAUUAGCACAGUGUUCAAGGAUGAUGUCUUAGACUCAAGCAGCAUGCAUUCUGGCAAGGACCAGGAGGCUCUUUUCUAAGGGAAUGUUUAGAAAGAUUAAUGCAAUAUGAUGGACUCUUUCAGCAGCUGAGCUUUAGAGCAGGCAUCUGCCUUACGAACAGCAAUGCAAGUACCAUUAUUGAGAAGGAGGUUUGAGCAGUGUGUUCAAGUCUUUGGAAUGCAAGUGAGUUCCUUAGGUCCCUGUUAAGCUUUAGUGGGGACAUUUUGCAAUGUAGUAGUCCAUGUGCAAGCUCUAAGCCAUCUUUAUUCACCAUUAUUUACACAUCUUGUCAGCAUACUUUCCACAGAUACUGUUCAGAAAACAAUGCAAUGAUCAGCCAUGUUUAUGUGCAUAUAAGAAACUGUAGUCCUGGCAGAGGUUUGCUGCUUUUCCUCAAAAAGUAACUGCUGCUAACAGAAACAUGUUUAAUUUGGGGGUAUUUUAAAAAUACAGCAUGUGAUUCUGUUUGGGGAAGUGGCUGUUCAGUAAAAGAAAAGAAAAAACCCCACUGUGCACACAGAUUUUCCGCUUGAACUUCUCUGAAUUGGGACCAGGGCACUUAGGAUAGGAUAUAGUGGGGCUUCCUUUUGUCAGUCUCAUCCCAUCUUCUUAUGCUAUUCCCUUCUGCCAUCUGCUCAGGAGGGCUUCUCUAUUAGAAAACCGUUCCUUCAGAGGGACUUCAGCAUGCAUAAAUGUAAGACUCUGUAAAUCAUGAUAGAAAUAGCAGUGACAAACAGCAAGCCAUUACAUAACAUUUUCCCCAGUUUAGCUUGUGCUGAAUUACAGGGAAGUUCUAUAAAUAGCUGGCUGUGGAAGAAAAGUUAAAACUAUGUGUCUAUGGAUGUUCCACUACCUUCAAAUCCAGUUUGUGAUGUCAUGCAGGAUGGAGGAGACGGAACACUCAGAAGAAGAAAACUCAAAAUGCCAUAAGGCUCACCCAGGCCCUUUAACACAGCUAAAAUCAUGCUUUGAAACCUGGCCCUGUUUCUUUGUGUGAGUGAUGUUUAUAUGCUAGUAUGUAAGUUUGUCCAGUAUAUUAUGUACAGUGUAAUAUAUAGUAUGUAUGUAUAUAGAAAUAUGUACAGUCAUGUAAUCAUAUAUACCAGAUUUAUAUAUGUUAACAAAAGGAUUUAUAAAUGCAUUGCAAAUCUUGAGCUUCCUAAAUUUUAUUUCUUGCUCAAAGCUCAGCCCUGGUAUAACCAUAUGCAUCCCACUUUCCUAGUCAAGUGGGCACUUGUUUCUAUCCCAGGAUGUAUUUGCACUUUGUCUUAAAUACUGAGGGUAACUAUUUAAUAGUUCCAAAUCUUCUUUGAACAAGCCCUAUCGAAUUGAAUGGAAGUUAUACAAUGACAGUGUUUUGUGGAUUGUACCUGUGGACCAUAAUUUUUUUGUAUAUUCUCAACACAUGAAAAAUCAGCUUUUUCUUCUCUUCUGAAAGGGGUUUUUAUUUUUGUUUAUUUUUGAUACAGUCUUUGCCAGCAUGUUCGAUGUGAUCAUUGUAUUUUAAUGUUGUCUGUAUUUCCCUUGGAAGUUGCAAAUUAGAAUGAAGAGGCCAUUGUGCAACAAUGUGUACAGUUCACAUUGACAACUAUCUUGUUCUGAGUACAAGGCAAAAUGAAUGCAGUAGGUAGUGUCACAGAUGUCACUAUCAGUUAGGUAAUAUGUGAUGCUCUGUCAUCUCUGACAGAUAUAAUGCAGUUCUUUUUAGAGAGAGACUUAAAUAACCCUUUCCAAAAGUCUGAAUGGCCCAAACAGUACAAUGCAGAACGCAUUAGUCGGAAAAAGGAUUUUAUUAUAUUGCCAGUGACCUCUAUGCGAGAUAUCCAAGUAAAUUCCGAAAUGUAGCUUGUGAAUUAUAGAAUUGGAUAACCCUGCUUAUAUGGUGCCUCUGGCUCACCUGAGUAUCUUGCCCUUCAUUUCCUAAUUUCCCAGUGGGAUAUUUUGGCCACAAUGACAGCUAUACAUACAGUUACCAUUUAUCAUUGUCCAAAAUUGUUAUGGACUUAGUAAGGGAGGAAUUUAGCUGCUUAACGGAAUAUUAACUUUAUAAGGGGUUUUCUUUGGCCAACUUCUUUGGCCAACUUUAAAAGCUCUUUUCUCAAGUAAACAAAAGGCACAGUCCUGCUAGGUGCGGUGGCUAUUUCUCCCUCUACCCUUCCUCUUUGAUGUUUGUAGAAGGAAUGGAUGUGUAGAGGCAGAACACCAGGGUAUUACAGGGCACAGAAGGCUGUGUGCAGUGCCCCUUCUAUCUUCUCAUCCAUCUCUUGCUAUCUCCAGAAUUCAAAUAACUAUUGUAGCAUGGAGAGGGCCCAUGAGGGGCCCAGAAGGUACACACACAUCUCCCAUUUUCCAUAGUACUUUGGCACAUGAGCUACCUCCUAUGUACGGUAAGGGGGUGGGUGGAAAAAACUGGUUUCUUGAACCCUUCAAGGAUCAGUGAAUGAAGGAAGAGAAGGAUCAGUGAAAGAUCAGGCAAUGAACCCUCUACAUGCCAACAUUAUACACACAAUAGAAAGCAUCAUGUCCUGAAUUAAUUGUUGUUAAAUGAAGCUUUCUAUUUCUAUUCAUCCUCUCCACCUUUGUCUUGAUACUUGUAUCUCAACUUGUCCUUAAGUUGGAUAUGGGAUUGGCUUUCUGUGAGAGGAAGUGCUCUACUCCUAGAAGGUUCCCCUACCAAAGUUUUGGGGAACCUCCCUCCCUCAGAGGGGUCUUCUGACUGUGUAGCAUUUUCAGGGAGCUUAGAGGAGCUGCUAUGGGAAGGACAGGCAAGGAGGUUCACUUUCAUCAAUUUAGUUGAUCCAGUUUAAAAUUACACAUCUAAAACAAAUCAGGAUUUGUAUAAUAAGGUGUCCUGCUAGUAAAGGGAUACCAUCUAGUGUCUGCAGUUGCAGGAUUUGGGUUUUCACCAGAAAGGCCAUAAAAAGUUACUAUAGGUAACAAGGCACAGCCCUUGUAAAAGCACUGCUUAAAUGUUUGGGAACGGCUCUUGUGAGCUUCUGUCCUUUCUCAUUUCCUGACUUACUGGUUAACAAAUGUACAUAGAUUCUUUUUUGUUUUGUUUUGGUUGUACUGUUGACCUUAUGACACAUUUUGGUAAGAAAACUCCACCUUACACUUACUUCAGGUGAGGUUCUCUUUCAGUUAGGCUGCAGUGCUAGACUCACCUUGAGGUAACUCCCAUUGAAUUCUGUGGGGCUUACUGCCGAAUACAUAAGAUAGCAUUGUUAAUGUAAUGACAAUUGGUGCACUCUGCUUUUGUUAAAUUUAAAACUGAUCCUUUAUGCUAAAAGAAAUCCUUGUGUGUGUUUUACACUCUAUUUUAAAUGUGUUGAGGCUGUAGCAUUUUAAUUCAGACAUCUUUUGAAAAGUAAUGACAGAUGUCAAUGGUGAGAAGUAGGUCUUUCUAAACAGCAUUCUGUAAUAGAGGAAACUUUUCCCUGGACUUAAGGUACUAAGGUGAUUUUUUGAUUCUGACUCAAUAAUUUAAGCCAUUUGUAGAAACAAGUAAUGUAACUUUUGCUUUCUGUAUUAUUUGUGGGAGCUGGAGUUGAGGGAUGAACUGGAAAUGGAAAAAUGGGUUUGAGUAAUGUACUGUCCAAAUGCAGACUAUAUUUAUUUUCAGCUCAUAUGCUGAAGAGCAUAUGGAACUCAUACUUAAAAGCUCCUACAUUUUAAAGACUUCUGUCAGCAACCACUAAUUCUAAACUGAAUGUAAGGCCAUUGUUCCCUGUAGUUUUUUUAAAGUGAAAAAUCCUUUGUAGUAUUUACUAUAUAAUUAUUGCAUAUGUAUUUGGAAACCCGCUCAAGCUUUGAGCUUUCCUUAAUACUUGCCUAUUUACCACCAGAGGAAUUUUCUGUGAUAAUUCCCUGUGGUAACUUUUAUAAGCCUGUACUUUUUGGUUGUUUCUUAAAAUGUUGUCUCUGUAAGUUUGUUUGUUUUUUAAAUUUAAGGUUUAAAACCUAUCAUAAGCUGUUGCUUCCUCACAAUUUUGUGAAAUUGGCUUUGUAAAUGUGAUAGCAUUUAAAAUAGUGUGUUUUUUUAAUCUGGAUUUUUCUAUCUAAUCAAUGUCUUCAGUCAUGAAGAUAAAUUUGCAUUGUUGUGUGUGUAUAUAGAGUAUUGCAGUGCAUGCUUAUGCAUUUCAUUAAAUGCUGUCUAAAUGUGGCAUUAUAUUGUUGUGGCUUAAUAUUGCUGCCUACAGGACGUUUAUACUAUUAAGAGAAAUAAAGACUCUUAUAUGGCCUUGGA